UGAGUUGUCAGAGCGGCUACGAAGACAUUAAACACGAGAGCAACUUGCUGAAAUUCCGCUAACGAUUUUACAUCACAACAUCGACCUUGUGAUAACUGCAUGAAACGGAAUCUUUCAACGAGGACUUCCGUACAGCACUCCACGUCCAUCAGUUCCUCUCAAGCUUUGCCUGCUGGACUUAAGGCUUUAAUAAUUGAACAUGAAUUAGUUGGGUUACUGUGAAUUUUACGCAGCAAAUGAUUGUUUAGCACUGUAUGCAUGGCGCGCGGGUCGUGAUGUUUAUGAAGGAAUCAAUUGGAGGAACAACUUUAAAGAGUUUUCGAGGCUGCUUGAUGACUUAUGUUUUUUCCGUUUGUCAACUUGUCUGGGAGACCUACUCUUACUUGAGUGAAAAUUCUCAGUUAUGAACUUGAAGUAAUGAAACACUGACUGACUGGUAGGAUGGUCAAGUUCGCGCCUGUAAUAUCUAGCGCAGCCGUUGCGAGAGCUCAGGGGAACACUUCGCGGACAAGAGCAUCAAAUGUGCCUAAUGGACGAGUAAGACUGCCUUCUCUAUACCCUGCAAUAUCACUAAAAUCUUUACAUGGACGAUCAGACGGCAGCGAGUCAAACACAGGUUUCGAACAGGCACCAGCGAGUCGUCUUUUUGGGCAGCCAUCCAUCGAUGUCACAGAACAAGGAUAUGACAAAGAUGGGACAAGUCUUUCAAGAGAACUUCACGGUGAUGAAAACGGAGCCGUCCCGUCAAAAGUUAAAGGUUCUUCGAUAGUGGUCGGGGCUGCCGGCAUUUUGCGGGCAGCAACGGCUAUCGCGGUAGAUAACACGACAGCAGAAACGACAGUACAUCAAGCAGAACAUCAAAUAGAGGAGCCAGAAUGCGAGACGUUUGUGAUAAUUGCUACCCGACUAGGAAGACAAUACGUGUUUAGGUUUAGCAAAGAGAAAUCACUUUAUCUAUUUGGACCGUUGAAUGCAGUGAGGAAAGCAAUAAUUAUUCUCGUUACGAAUCAAUUUUUUGAAUUGUUUAUACUUCUAACCAUAAUAAUAAAUUGUAUUUUUCUCGCCUUAAAGAAUGCUCCAGAGGAACCAGAGUAUGUAUUUGCUGCCAUAUACACCGUUGAAAUGAUUCUUAAAAUCAUCGCUAAAGGAUUUUGCAUGCACAAAUUUGCCUAUCUUAGAGACCCAUGGAACUGGUUAGAUUUCGUUGUUGUUAUUUUGGGUUACAUCACCCUUUUACCAAAUGUCUACAAUUUGUCCGGGAUUAGAACAUUUCGAGUUCUUCGAGCUCUUAGAACCAUUUCAACGGUAGAAGGAUUAAAGACAAUGGUGAACGCUCUUCUCAAGUCGAUGACCAUGUUAUCUGACGUGUUAAUUCUAACUUUGUUUUUCCUGUGCAUAUUUGCCUUGGUUGGGAUGCAACUUUUUGUGGGUCAGCUGAGAAACAAGUGUGUGAACGACCUUCCGUCAAUAGGUUCUGUUGGUUACAAUAGGUACAUAGCCAAUGAAAGUGUUUGGUUCAAAAGUAGCAUCGAUGGGCCAAUGGUUUGUGGAAAUGCAUCAACUGCUGGUCACUGUCCGGCUAACUAUACAUGCUUGUCUGUUGGUGACAAUCCUAACUAUGGUUACACUAACUUUGAUAACUUUGCCUGGUCUUUGGUAACUGCUUUUCAACUUAUUACCAUGGACUUUUGGGAAAAUGUCUUCAAUUAUGUUCUCGCCUCCAUGGGUUCAUGGUAUGUCUUUUAUUUCAUGUUCGUGGUUUUCUUUGGUUCGUUUUAUCUCAUCAAUCUGGUCCUUGCCGUGGUGGCCGUCUCAUAUCAACAAGAAGUUGUAUCUAUGCAAGAAAGGGACAAAAACUACGAAGAGCUUAAAGCCGUUGUCUCCUCUUAUUCGUUUCACGGGCGAGCUGUGCCAAAACUCCUGACCGAGAGCGGAAAGUCAAAACCAGAAACCCUGGUAACAAAAUGCAAGCUCUCUCUUUGUGCUCCUUGUUUUAAGAGUUGCACUGGAUCAAAAUCGCACGAGACUAGGGAAGUCAAUAAUGCUAGUGAACUUGAUGGAAGUCACACAAGUUUGCGUUACUCACCAUGUGGGUCACGUGCGACGGAAAUGAAGAGUGUAACGCCAGAGCAUACAUCUGUCACGGAUAAAAAUGAAAAUUUUCCCGUUGUGAAAACGUCGAACAAGGAAGACACACAGAUACGAUUACCGCCUGCUAACUCAAUUGCUACUCGAUCCAAACAACUUUCGUCUUCACCAAACAAUUCAAAUUCAGAAGCUAGUGAAAUUUCAAACAGUAGAUUUUUAGAAGUAAAGCCAUCAUGGACGACAACUUUGAGUAUUAUUAGCGAAAAUGAAACAUUAGACAAUGACAAUCAUUCCGCGAAUGGAGAUGAUUGUAACGGAAUGAAAAAAGUUAAAUUACCCGGAAUAUCUACGGCGUCAUCACCCACAGUGAGUCCCCGGUCUUCAACGAGUUUGGAACCCCAGAAAAAGGACACUAAACACAGGAAAGAAGAGUUGUCAAGACGGAAAAAGAUUCAAAGACAUAUUUCUAAGCUGACGAUGGAUCCCUUGUUUGAUAUGUUCAUUACAUUUUGUAUACUUGUAAAUACUUUGUUUUUAUCUUUGGAAUAUCAUGGAAUGAACGAGAACUUUAGAGUAGCUCUGGCUGUUGGGAAUAUGGUUUUCACGUUUGUAUUCGUCUUGGAGAUGGUCUUGAAGUUGAUUUCUUUAGGUCCACGAGGUUACGUGAAAAGUCGUUGGAAUAUAUUUGACGGUUUCAUUGUGGUAAUAAGCGUUGUGGACCUUAUUCUCGAGCUCGCUGUUGACGGCAAAGGAGCAGGACUCAGCGUUCUUAGGACUUUCAGACUUCUGCGUGUUUUCAAACUUGCCCAGUCCUGGGAGACAAUGAACAUGUUACUAAGAACAAUCGCCAGUAGCAUUGGUCAGCUUGGUAACCUCACCUUGGUGUUGGGGAUCAUUGUGUACAUGUUAGCAGUUGUCGGAAUGCAGUUAUUUGGAAGCGUCUACACAGAAGAGAAAUUCGGCGGUGAUAUUCCGCGCUGGAAUUUCAACGAUUUUGGUCACGCUUGCAUGAUGAUAUUCAGAGUACUUUGUGGAGAAUGGAUAGAACCGCUGUAUGAUAGUAUGCGGGCGACGAGCCCCGUGUCCUUCCUGUUCUUUCUGACAGCUUUAGUCAUCGGAAAUUUUUUGGUUUUAAACUUAUUUCUUGCACUGCUGCUUAAUGCCUUUGCUCGCGAGUCCCUCAAAGAUGACGCAAAUAAAAAGGGGGAGUCUAAACCGAGCAGGUUUUUUCAAGGGGUCCAGCGACUCAGCAGAGUUCUGCGCCUAAAUAGUGUGAUCCAGCGGAAAGCGCAGGUCAAACCUUCACUUGGUUCCCAGGCCCUUAGCGAGGAUGGACCAAAACCAGAGGGAAACUCGGAGAGCGGAGACGUCCUUAAUGGUACUCCUGCGCUGAUGAAUGCAGUAACAGCUUUUCAGAAGAAAGGAAAACUCAACAGAGACACUGUCAAACGGCUUUCCAUCGCAAUCGAAGCAGCAAACAAGGACUCCAUAACUUCGAGCACAGUACUAAGCUUAGCUCGUUCGUCAGCAGCCAUAUCCAGCCCGCGAGAAAGUACCCAGAUUGACCAGCCGGCUGAUCCCGCCAUGACGGAGGUGCAAGAAUGCUGUCCAUGUUGCACGAAACGCUGCACUUGCAACUGCAUCGCUAUGUGGAAACGAUCCUGCGGUUAUCGUUUGUGGAGAAACGUGCGUCAUAGGAUCAAAAAAUUUGUCGAACAUCGGUACUUCGAGUGGGCCAUUCUCGUGAUCAUUGUGGCUAGUAGCGUAACACUGAUUUUUGAGGACAUUCACUUGGACAAGAAACCAACACUGAAAAAAGUUUUGGAUUAUUUAAACAUCGUUUUUGCAGUGGUUUUCACUUUGGAAUUUAUCAUGAAGACAAUCGGCUUAGGCUUAGUGACUUACUUCAAGAAUGCCUGGAAUUGUUUAGAUGUGGUCAUUGUCGCUAUAUCCAUUCUCACGGCUGUUGAAUCUAUUGAAGAACUAAACUCUAUGUCACUCACCGUUGUAGCGAAUCAAACUACAGAUGGCGACAGUAGCCUGGCGGCAUUUCGUUCCCUACGUACUUUGCGGGCCCUCAGACCUUUGAGAGCCAUUUCCCGCUGGGAGGGUAUGAAGGUUGUGGUGAAUUCUCUGCUGUUUGCAAUCCCUGGAAUUGGCAAUGUUCUACUGGUGUGCAUGGUGUUCUGGCUCAUCUUCAGCAUUGUGGGUGUUCAGUUUUUCGGAGGGCGUUUUUACAAAUGCAUCGACAGCAACGGGGAAAGGCUACCUAUCAGCAUUGUGCAGAAUAAAACGGAUUGUGAUAGGCUUAAACUUCGUUGGGUAAAUUCGAAUAUCAAUUUUGACAACGCUGCGAAUGGCUUCAUAGCUCUUUUUCAAGUGGCGACAUUUGAAGGUUGGAUGGAGAUCAUGAGAGACGCAGUAGACGCUAGAGAGGUUGGACAGCAGCCGGAAAGCCAGUACCGUUUCUUUCCUUAUUUAUACUUCGUUGUGUUUAUAAUCGUCGGUUCUUUCUUCACCUUGAAUCUUUUCAUCGGAGUUAUAAUCGACAACUUCAAUCGACUGAAAAAACAGUAUGAAGACAGCGGAGCGCUUGACAUCUUUCUGACGCCGUCCCAGAAGGCGUGGUUCAACACUCUGAAGAAAGCUGCGAACAAGAAACCGAAGAAAAUGAUCAGUAGACCCGGGGUGAGAUGGCAGGCCAAAGUGUUCGAUAUGAUUCACAGCUCAAGGUUUGAAACCGCGAUAAUGGCGAUGAUCUGUCUCAACAUGCUGGUUAUGAUGAUUCAACAUUAUGGUCAGAGUGAAGAGGUCCAAUUCACACUGAAUGUUAUAAAUCUCGUCUUUACCGCCAUAUUUCUUCUGGAAGCUGUGAUCAGGAUCGUUGCUCUUCGUCUUCAUUACUUUACACAGCCAUGGAACAUCUUCGAUUUCACCAUUGUGAUACUGUCUAUUAUAGGCAUUAUCGUGGAAUAUCUUGACUACAGCUUCAUAGUCACCCCCAGUUUAUUCCGCGUGGCACGUGUCUUCAGAAUUGGACGGCUGCUACGUUUUUACAAAGGCGCACGUGGUAUUCGCCGGCUUCUUUUUGCUUUGGUGAUCUCUCUACCUGCUCUGUUCAACAUCGGAGCCCUCCUCUUCCUUGUUAUGUUUAUUUACGCCAUCAUCGGAAUGUCAUCGUUUGGUUAUGUAAAAAAGACAGGCGCACUCGACGAAUUAGUGAAUUUCGAGACUUUUGGCAGUAGUAUGUUACUGUUGUUCCGUCUUUCCACAUCUGCUGGUUGGAACGAUGUAUUAGAACCGCUGUUAAUAAAACCUCCAGACUGCGAUGAAAAUUAUCUAGGGCAACCAAAUGGAAACUGUGGAAUACCAUGGCUAGCAAUUCUUUAUUUCUUCACCUUUAUAUUAUCGACUUUUCUAAUCAUUAUCAACAUGUACAUAGCCAUUAUUUUAGAGAAUCUAAGCCAAGCUCAUCAACAGGACGAAGUCGGAAUCACGGAUGAUGAUUUAGAAAUGUUUUAUACUCACUGGGAGCGGUUUGACCCGAAUGCAACCCAAUACAUUCUUUAUUCGCAGUUGUCCGACUUUGUUGACGGUCUCGAACAGCCCUUGAGAAUACCGCAGCCGAACAAAUUUGCUUGCAUUCACUUAAAUAUUCCCAUCAAACAAGGGGACAGAAUUCACUGUUUUGAUGUGAUGCAGGCUUUGGUGCGACGAAUUAUCGGCGAAAUUGAAGAAGAAGGCUCGGUUGCGUUCGCGUUAAUGAAGUCCCGCAUGGAACAUCAUUUCGUGAGCGCUUUUCCAAAGCGUGCUAAAACUCAGACGGAAAGCACAACGUUGAAAAGAAUUCAGGAAAUCCGUGCUGCUACCAUAAUUCAACGAUCUUACAGGCAAUAUCGCUUCCAACUGGAGCUGCGGCGCUUCCGGCUCCAAAGGAGUCAUCAAACUCUAGAACAUGCACAGAGCUCCACUUCCUUGAGAGGGAAUAGUCCGUCUGGGAGCGUUCAGGUUAUGGUGCAGGAUAGAGCGCCAAAUAGCGCACCUCGAGCUACGGUGGUGACAAUUGGAGAUGGUACUCUAGCUUGAUAAAUGUUGUGUUUAAGAUUUAUGAUCACCAGCUGGUUUAUUUCUUUAUUUCUUUGACAAUUGGAGAUGGUACUCUAGCUUGAUAAACGUUGUGUUUAAGAUUUAUGAUCACCAGCUGGUUUA
Pocillopora damicornis (cauliflower coral) is the source of this 6297-nucleotide messenger RNA. Its product is annotated as sodium channel protein 1 brain. Gene Ontology annotation, molecular function: voltage-gated sodium channel activity. Gene Ontology annotation, biological process: neuronal action potential; sodium ion transmembrane transport; membrane depolarization during action potential. Gene Ontology annotation, cellular component: voltage-gated sodium channel complex; plasma membrane. Lineage: Eukaryota; Metazoa; Cnidaria; Anthozoa; Scleractinia; Pocilloporidae. The record is from RefSeq and is a predicted model, not a curated record.